AUGAUAGGCUUCUUCCUGUUGGGAAUGCAAGGAUUCCUUCCAGGUGAUACUGCCAGGCAUCACCGAGCUGUUAUCCUGGACCUGCUACAGGAGGCACUAACAGAGGCUGGAUUAACCUCCCAGGAUAUUGAUUGCAUUGCCUACACCAAAGGCCCUGGCAUGGGUGCCCCAUUGGUUUCUGUGGCUGUUGUGGCCCGUACUGUGGCCCAACUGUGGAAUAAGCCUUUGCUGGGCGUGAACCACUGCAUAGGCCACAUUGAGAUGGGCCGCCUCAUUACUGGAGCCACCAGCCCUACCGUGCUGUAUGUCAGUGGAGGAAAUACACAGGUGAUUGCAUAUUCAGAACAUCGUUACCGCAUCUUUGGGGAAACCAUCGAUAUUGCUGUGGGUAAUUGUCUGGAUCGUUUUGCUCGAGUGCUAAAGAUUUCCAAUGACCCAAGUCCGGGCUACAACAUCGAACAGAUGGCAAAGCGAGGCAAGAAACUAGUUGAGCUGCCGUAUACUGUAAAGGGGAUGGACGUCUCAUUCUCAGGGAUCCUGUCUUUCAUUGAGGAUGUAGCCCAACGGAUGCUGGCUACAGGCGAGUGUACUCCUGAGGAUUUAUGCUUCUCUCUGCAGGAAACCGUGUUUGCAAUGCUGGUAGAGAUCACGGAGCGAGCCAUGGCACAUUGUGGCUCCCAGGAGGCCCUCAUCGUGGGAGGUGUGGGGUGUAAUUUGAGGCUACAGGAAAUGAUGGAGACAAUGUGCCAGGAACGUGGAGCCCGGCUUUUUGCCACAGAUGAGAGAUUCUGCAUUGACAAUGGAGCCAUGAUAGCCCAGGCUGGUUGGGAGAUGUUUCGGGCCGGGCAUAGGACCCCCCUCAGUGAUUCUGGAAUCACACAGAGGUAUCGGACAGAUGAAGUAGAAGUGACCUGGAGGGACUAACAACUUUAACAUGAUCAGAGUAGAUAGUGCCGUACGUAGAGCCUACAGGAACUUGGACCUUAAUCUCUGUCUGAUCUGGGCACCCUGGUGAGGCUAUGGACUCCUGUCUCCCAUAAUUUGAACCUCAAGUUGAUUCAGCAAUAAAAUAUUGUUGGUUUUGGGGCGCCUGGGUGGCGCAGUCGGUUAAGCGUCCGACUUCAGCCAGGUCACGAUCUCGCGGUCCGUGAGUUCGA
Molecule: messenger RNA, 1157 nt
Organism: Puma concolor (puma)
Lineage: Eukaryota; Metazoa; Chordata; Mammalia; Carnivora; Felidae
Source: RefSeq, a predicted model, not a curated record